Messenger RNA from Bombina bombina (fire-bellied toad), 7852 nucleotides. RefSeq names its product collagen type IV alpha 6 chain (gene COL4A6). The coding region runs from base 288 to 5414 and encodes 1708 amino acids. The transcript is spliced from 47 exons. Gene Ontology annotation, cellular component: basement membrane; collagen trimer. The record is from RefSeq and is a predicted model, not a curated record. Lineage: Eukaryota; Metazoa; Chordata; Amphibia; Anura; Bombinatoridae. Gene Ontology annotation, molecular function: extracellular matrix structural constituent.
AGAAGAUUAUACUUUGUUCCCAGAUGCCAUAUCUGGGACUCUGUCACAAAGAAGUAGCGAGCCAUCUGUGAUUGACAGGCACAGUCCCCGCCCCUUUCCUCCAUGCCUAGCCUAAACUGCCUGAACAGUGCAUGGAAGCGAGCUGCUCUGCAAUUCCCCUGAGACUCCCCCACUAAGUUGUGAUUCCGGAGCUCCGCGGACUAGCUCUCAAUGAGCCCCCAGCACAGAUCACUCUAACUACGAAGAAGAAAGGGGGGUCUUCUUUCCCCUCUAUAGAUGUGGGCAAGAUGAUCACAAGAAUUCUGCUGGUAUUUGCUGUUGGUUGUAUUGCUGUUGAUUUGGUGCAAGCGGGAGGAAAAAAGUACUAUCAAGGGCCAUGUGCAGGACGAGAUUGUAGUGGGGGAUGCAAAUGCUUUCCAGAAAAAGGCGCUCGGGGUCGACCAGGACAAUUAGGCCCCCAAGGGCCGAUGGGGCCACCAGGAUUUCAAGGCCCCACAGGAGUCUCAGGACCAAAGGGUGAAAGAGGAUCUCCUGGUUCCCCUGGAGGAGGGGGACCCAAAGGCGAUGCGGGGCCGAUGGGAGUUCCCGGAUUUCUAGGCACAAAUGGAGUUCCUGGUCAUUCAGGGCAACCUGGACACAGAGGUCUGCCUGGGCUUGAUGGCUGUAAUGGUACUAUCGGAGAUGAAGGUUUUCCUGGUCAAGACGGAUUGCCUGGGAACCCUGGAUUUGCUGGUCCUUUUGGUCCAAAGGGUCAGAAAGGUGAACCUUCUUACAUUCAGGGUACAGUGAAAGGAGAAAGGGGAAAUGAUGGAUUACCCGGACUCAGGGGACCUAAUGGAGCACAAGGACCUCCUGGUUCACAAGGCUUCCCUGGGCCAUCUGGAUUUCCUGGUUUGCCAGGUCCAUCUGGUCUACCUGGUCUUCAGGGUCCAAAAGGCAACAUGGGAGUUGGUUUUCGAGGAGAGCCUGGGGACAAGGGAGAUGUUGGGGGUCCAGGUCCUCCCGGACCACCUUAUUCCACUGGAACAAUGGAAUUUGUGGGAUUUACAAAAGGCAUUAAAGGAGAUCAGGGUGAACCUGGUCCAAAGGGGGCGAUUGGAUUACCUGGAGAUCCUGGACCUAAAGGCUUUGGUGGCUUUGGUGAGAAGGGUGAGAAAGGAAUUCUUGGACUUCCAGGUGGAAGAGGUUACCCAGGACUUGAUGGAUCCUAUGGAUUUCCAGGCAGGAAGGGGCAGCAAGGUGACCCAGGAUACACUGGACUUGAAGGCUUUAAAGGGCUAAAGGGUGAACAAGGAGAUAUUGGUUUUCCUGGUCCCACAACAUAUGUAGAUUCCGAAGGUUCAUCUGUUUCAGGGCCAUCUGGAGAUCCAGGUCCUCCCGGCCGGCCAGGAAUUCCAGGCGAUGAGGGGUUCAGUGGCCCACCUGGCCCUCCAGGCUCACCUGGGUACCCUUCCUUUGAGAGAGGUAUUCCUGGACUGCCAGGAUUUCCAGGGGUUCCAGGAUUUAAAGGCGAACGAGGAACCACAGGAAGACCAGGAUUUGGACUAACAGGACCCCCUGGAAGGCCUGGUUUACCUGGACCAACUGGUCCACCUGGUCCACCAGGACCACGAAGCAGAGACCCACAAAGUUUUAAAAUUGGAGAACCUGGAUUCCCAGGACAACCAGGAAUACGAGGGCCACCUGGUGCUAUUGGGCCAAGGGGACAUAAGGGUUCUGAUGGUGACUGUGCAUGUGAUGGAGGCAGUAAUAACAAAGGAAGACGUGGACCACCAGGAUUUCCCGGUCUACCAGGAAGUGACGGUUUCCCUGGUCUUAAUGGACAAAAGGGUGAUUCAGGGAGAACAGGUUCUGUUGGACCUCCUGGUCAGCCUGGUGUCCCAGGUGAUGCCGGCAGUCCAGGAUUUAAAGGAGAGAAAGGAGAACCAACCUUUCCAUCUGGCAGAGGUUCCCGUGGAGACCCAGGUCCUUCAGGACCUAGAGGUGCUCCUGGACUACAAGGGAAGCCAGGCAGAGAUGGGCUCCCAGGGUUACCAGGACGUGCAGGCCCACCUGGUGAUGGUGGCAUUGGGGCCCGUGGUGAUAAAGGUUUCCCAGGUUUCCCUGGUGAAAAGGGACGUCGUGGAGAGAGUGGAUCUCCUGGUUUAGGUUUUCCAGGCUCACCUGGUUCUCGAGGUCUUCCUGGUGAGCCCGGGCAAGCAGGAUUUCCUGGCCAACCAGGUCUCCCAGGGCCCAAAGGUGACUGCUGCUGCGGGGACAAUGUUGGUAAAGGAGACUUAGUCACAGAGGGAGGAACUACUUUGCCUUGUGUGAUUGCUGGAGAAUCUGGCUCCCCAGGGAAUCGUGGUUCAGAAGGGAUUCCAGGUCGAAAGGGAGAAAAAGGUUUUGCUGGUAUUCCAGGGCAACCUGGGUUUGAUGGGGCUAAAGGACAGUCAGGCAAUCCUGGUUUUGGGGGAAUUCCAGGGCUACCAGGAUUUCCUGGACCCCGUGGUGAGGAAGGUCCAUCAGGUUUUCCUGGUUUGGAUGGUGCGAAUGGGCUUCCUGGAAAGAUGGGAAUACCUGGAUCUCCAGGCUUGAAAGGAGCACGAGGUGAUGUUUUGGGAGCUACACCUGGAACUCCUGGUGAACCUGGUCGAAUUGGAUUACCAGGAGACAAAGGAUUUCAAGGAGAUUCUGGUCUGCCAGGACAAAAAGGUUUUGAUGGAAUACCUGGGCUAAUGGGUGCUAAAGGAGAGAGGGGCAACUCAGGUUAUCCUGGCAGUCCAGGCCCCAAGGGUCCACCUGGAUUUGGAGGAUCCAUGGGUAUUAAAGGAAAGCAAGGCCCCAUAGGAGAUAUUGGAUAUGGGGGAGCGCCAGGUUUUCCUGGACAAAAAGGUUUCGCUGGAGAUAGAGGUGCCCCUGGUCCAGCUGGUAUGAAAGGACGUCCAGGUUUUCCUGGAGAUGCUGGUCGACCUGGAGAGAUUGGACUUCCUGGACCACAGGGUCCAGGAGGAGGGGAUGGUAUUCCAGGUUUUCCAGGGCUUAAAGGUGUAAAGGGCUCUCCUGGCGUGACUGGAUUUCCUGGCCUGCCAGGACUACCAGGAUUCUCAGGUGUUAAUGGGUUAAAAGGAACUAGUGGCUUUCCCGGAAGAAAUGGCAAUCCUGGCCCUGCUGGAGAUUUUGGCCCUAAAGGUGAUAUGGGAGACCCAGGUGAACCUGGUCCUCCUACCAGUGUCCCACCAGGACUAAGGUCCAAAGGAAAUGCAGGCGAUCAAGGACCAUUAGGUCCGUCAGGAUUUCCAGGGCCAAGAGGUGAUAAAGGUUUACCUGGCCCCUCGGGGACUCGUGGAUCUGCUGGACUUCCAGGUUUUCCAGGAAGAGAGAAGGGCCUACCAGGGAACCCAGGGCUGCCUGGAUCAUAUGGACGACCAGGCUUUCCAGGACCCAAAGGAGAACGUGGAAUAAUUGGUUUUCCUGGCAUGCCCGGACUUAAUGGUGAUGAUGGAUUUCCUGGUAAUCCUGGACUGCCUGGAAGUAAUGGUCAACCAGGAAUAAAAGGUGAUCGAGGUGACUCUCGGGGACAACCUGGUCGUCCUGGAGUAAGGGGAGAAACUGGUGCAGCCGGAAUCCCAGGAGCAAGAGGAUUUGAUGGACAACCGGGAGAUGUUGGUACAGUAGGAAACUCUGGAAGCCCUGGUCAAAAGGGUUCAUUAGGAGAGUUUGGACGAGCAGGACAGCCAGGAACCCCAGGACUUCAGGGUUUUAGAGGUAAUCCAGGGCUAGUAGGAAACCCAGGGCCACCAGGACCACCAGGUUUCCCAGGAUCCCCUGGUUCUGCAGGAAUUAAAGGAUUUCCAGGAUUAAAUGGUUUGGAUGGAUUAAAUGGUCUGCCCGGAACUCGAGGGUCGCCGGGAACACCUGGUCUAAGUGAAGCUGGACGAUCUGGAUCACCUGGUUUUCCAGGAACAAAAGGUGAAGCAGGCUCCCCAAGCAUUGCAUCUGGCCAACCAGGAUAUCCAGGAACAAAAGGCAUACGAGGAGAGACAGGUGGACCUGGUGCUGUUGGUCUUCCUGGUCUUCCAGGACCACCUGGCAUCUCUUUUCCCUCUUCCAUCCCUGGGAGACCUGGUGACCCUGGACCUGCUGGAAGGGAUGGUGAAUCAGGCCUCCCUGGCCCUCCUGGUCCUCGAGGUCCACCUGGUCCUGCCUCAAAUCAAGGGGAUACAGGUAACUCUGGAUUCCCUGGUUCUCCUGGCAGACCUGGACCGAAAGGAGACUCAGGAAUGCCUGGAUUCCCAGGAAGCCCGGGAGCUCCAGGACUAAAAGGAUUGAGAGGUGAUCCAGGCUUUAUGGGGAGUCCAGGAAAAGAAGGUCCUGUAGGAGAUUCUGGCUUCCCUGGACCAAAGGGUGAAAAGGGAAACCCAGGUUUCCCAGGUCCCAUUGGACUUCCAGGUCUGCCUCCAUUUGAUGAUGAUGAUGAUUCCCAGGUUGCCCUUGGAUUUCCAGGCUUGCCUGGACUUGAUGGAUUCCCUGGUGGGUCUGGAGAAUCUGGAUUUCAGGGAUCACCUGGGCCAAUCGGUGGGAAAGGUUUCCCUGGAAGACCUGGGCAAAUGGGUAAAAAUGGGUCACCUGGUUCUCCGGGCAUUAUUGGGGAUCCUGGUAUUCCUGGCAUUCCUGGUCCUCCAGGACUUGAAGGCUCCCCAGGGAGACAAGGUUCCGCAGGUCUACCCGGCAUGCCAGGACGGAGUGUGAGUGUUGGCUACACUCUGGUGAAGCACAGCCAGUCAGAACAAAUACCACCAUGUCCACUUGGAAUGCCUAAAAUAUGGGAAGGCUACAGUUUGCUGUAUGUGCAAGGUCAAGAGAAAGCUCAUAACCAAGAUUUAGGUCUUGCUGGAUCAUGUUUACCUCGCUUCAGCACCAUGCCGUUUAUUUACUGCAACAUCAAUGAAGUUUGCUACUAUGCGAGCAGAAAUGAUAAAUCCUACUGGCUGUCCACUACAGCCCCUAUUCCAAUGAUGCCUGUGGCCCGCACACAGAUUAAAGACUACAUCAGCCGCUGCUCAGUGUGUGAAGCUCCCUCCCAGGCAGUCGCUGUACACAGUCAAGAUAACACUAUACCACCGUGCCCUGAAGGAUGGAGGAGUCUCUGGAUCGGAUACUCUUUCCUUAUGCACACAGCUGCAGGCGCAGAAGGUGGUGGACAGUCCUUAGUCUCACCUGGUUCUUGCCUUGAGGAUUUCCGUGCCACUCCAUUUAUUGAAUGCAAUGGAGCCAGAGGAACCUGCCAUUAUCAUGCCACCAAGUACAGCUUCUGGUUGACAACCGUGGAUGAAAGGCAGCAGUUUGGUGGCUCUCCUCCUUCUGAAACACUGAAGAGUGGGCAACUGCGAACACGUGUAAGCCGUUGCCAAGUGUGCAUGAAGAACUUAUAGUACAGCCCUAAUUAAAAACCUUUUCUCAUUGGUUCCAACCUCAGCAAUUCUAUAGGAAUAGCCAGUAUGCUGUAUUAUGAGAACCACAGCUAAUUGAAUGAUUUAAAAAAUGACAAGACCUUUAUAUUCAGUAGCAAAAAACAACAAAAAAACUAUGCUGUAACUUCAUCUGGCCAGCACAACAGGUGUCAAUGAAGGAGGAAAUGGCUAUUUUUCUAAACUGAAUAUAAUAGGUAAAAAAUGGUGCUAUGCUUUAUUAAUAUUUUAUUAUGGUGCAUUAUUCAUGGCUACCUCAGAAAGGCCUUUUGUAUUUUAAAAGGUAAAGUGUUGGAUUUGCUCAAAACACCAAAUGAGACUUUGCACUGAGGUAUUAUCAUUAUCAGUCAAUGGGAUAUAAAUGGACUUAACUGAUAACAAAUACUCAUUCAGGCACCAUAGCUUAAAAUGUAUCUAAAGAAUUGGACUUUAUCAAGAAAAGCUGGCUAAAGUGGAAUUGUUCAACAGGGAAGACCACAAUACAAUGCAUACGAGAGCUGCUGCUUGGAAAUAAACCUUGGUCCUAAAAGGAAGUUAUUUUACCUUCCUUGUAUCUCUUUUCCAAGUAAACAAAUUAUAGUAAAAUCUCAGAGAUAAGAACGUGUGCUAAUGUCUAAUGAUUUGAAAAUCACCAUUAAAAUUAAAAAAUGUAAAACCUAAACUAAGCAUACUUCUCUAGAAAUCUUAUCAUUCUAUAAUAAUGCAGGUUAUAUGGUGGGUAUGUGGCACCUGCAGAAAUCUCCCUCACUGUAACAUAGACACUGUGAUAGUCACACAUUGCCAUGCUCGUACUCUUGCAGACACUGAUGAACCCAAGUUACACAGAUGAACCCAGCACAAAAUGCCUGUUAAAAUAUAUAAACGUGACAAACCUGCUGUACUGCCUUAUUGAAUAUGCUUAGAUAUCUGUUACUCACAAAUUUAUAAAAUGUGGGAUCAGUGGAACAUACAUCACAUUAGCACAUUCAAUGUGAAUAGCAAAAAUAGACUGCAACAAACUUUAUUCUUUUUGUUACUUAUUAGAGUACUGCCAUAUAUUUUUCAUCAUCAGAGCUUAUUCUACUACAAUAAACUGUAUCACUGCUGUAUUACUUGUGGUACCACUUUAGUAACCCCCCCCCCCUGCUCCCUCACUAUCCACAGGCUAUUAAUAUUUUUUAUACUAUAUAGAAAAAAUAUAAGAUAUUUAUACAUUUUUAAAUACACACGCAUAUAUAAUAUAUGUAUGCUUCACAAUUAUUAUAUAUCCUGAAUAAACAUAUAUACACUUUAUAUAUAUAUAUAUAUAUAUAUAUAUAUAUAUAUAUAUAUAUAUAUAUAUAUAUAAACCUUGCAAAGGUGCACUCGACACAUCAGUGUGCCAUUAAGGAUGGAAGAGUAAAUAUAAUACAGUCAAUCAACACAAUAAUAACUCAGAACUUUCCUUAUAUUAUUAUUUAUGUUAUUCUUGUAAUGUUUUGCGGAUAAUAUUUCCCCAUCCUCAGUCAAAAUACUGCUUGCAAAUUGUGCGUUAAAUAUUCCAUGCACAAUGCACAAUUUACACAUUGUAUUUUGUCUGAGAAAGGGAAAAUAUCACCGAAAUGCCACAGGAUUAAAUGAUAAAAGGAGUAUGCUGAGUUACUAUUGUGUUAACUGACUAAGCUUUUUUAUAUAUAUAUAUACACACACACAUACAGUAUGCACACACAUGUAAGAUUGUUUGUUUUCGCUGUAUUUCUGUGUAGCCUUUACCAGAAUAUUGUGUUCAGCUGGAACUACUGCUAAUGCACACCUAAUUCAUUUAGACGUACACCACAAUUAAUUAUGAUAUAUCAUGGUGGAUGAGUUUUUUUCCGUCACUUUACUUACUUGCCAUAACCUAUAUUUAUAUUGAUUUAGAAUCUGCAAGUGACCUAUUUUGUAUGACAAUUCUACAUUGCAUUACUUAUUAGACUAGCUUCCCCCAAAUUAAAGAUCACCGUUGAACAAUAAAACCAAUUACUAUAUUUUUGAGAAGGCUUCAUCCCAUUUAUUGUAAGAUUUAUAUAUAAAAUGUAAAUGCAACUUUUGUGAAUAAUGAUUUGUAUUUUUCCCAACCACUAGAACAUGGUCUUUAAGAGGUAGUGUUGGUUCAGUUAUUUUGUACAUGUGAAAAUAUUGAAAUGUAUGAGCUGCAUUUUUGAUAUUGUCUUUUAGUUUGUUUUUUACUUAAUACAGUAUUUUACUAAAUAAUUUUUAGUACUUUUAUUAACCCAGCAGAAGGUAUAGUUACACAUUACGUACUACUGAAAUGUAUCUGUCAUUUUUGAAAAUGCGUAAGAACGCCAUGAACACACCAGCCCAUGAUGCCGCACAAUUGUACAGAUAUAUUAGGAGUAGCAAAAACCACUAUGUAAGUUUUAAAUAAAAUCAAUCUAUGAUUA